Messenger RNA from Bicyclus anynana (squinting bush brown), 2193 nucleotides. Its product is annotated as aldo-keto reductase AKR2E4. The record is from RefSeq and is a predicted model, not a curated record. Bases 55 to 423 code for a protein of 122 amino acids. Gene Ontology annotation, molecular function: oxidoreductase activity. NCBI's taxonomy places the organism in Eukaryota, Metazoa, Arthropoda, Insecta, Lepidoptera, Nymphalidae. The transcript is spliced from 2 exons.
ACUUUCGCGAAUCUCAAAUUGGUGGCUUACUGUCAAAGUAAAAGCAUUGUUGUAAUGGGAUGCGCGGCGUUUGGGUUCCUAGUACGAAGACCUCACAACAAUAUAACAUUGCCACCAACUUUCACCAAUCCCGUGUUAGUGAAGAUGGCUAAGAAAUACGGCGUGACUGUCAGUCAAGUUGUCCUGCGGUCUUUGCUGGACCGCAAUAUUGUACCAGUCUCUACAUCAUCCAACAAGGAACACAUUAAACUGAAUGAAGACAUUUUUGAUUUUCAUCUCAGUCAUAAAGAAAUUCAAGAAAUAAAGAAAUUUGACAAGAACGAAAAGGUUCAUCCCAUAGAAGUGGAUGACAUGCGCAAGCAAUAUGAAGAAAUGAAAAGUUAUAUUAAAAAGAACAAUUUGACCCAGUAUGAAAAUAUCUAAACGCUACAGCUAAAGGUGCAGGUACACUUGAGCAUUCACUUGUAAUGAGCAUUCGUGCGAAUGUUACAUGACAGAAAAAUACGAGAACAUUUUAGCGAACGUUCUAGCGAGCAGAUUUGCUUGAUCUAAUCGAGCGUUCGCUAGAAUUCUCAAAAUGUUCGUAGCAAUAUUUAGCUCUAUGCUUGCUCGGUUCGUUGUGCUGUUCCACAAAUAUAAAAAAGGCGAAUGCUCGAUGUUCUGUUGAAUGCUCAAGUCUAUCAGCUUUAUACCUUUACCUUUAUAUUUUGUUCUCGGAAAGCGAUUUCUUUGUUAACCGACUUAAAAAGAAAGAAGAAAAAAAGAAGGAGGUUCCUCAAUUUGAACGUAUAUAUUAGUAAUAUUAUGUGCAGAUAUUUUGGAGAGGUUUUUUUUAUCUUGGAUAGGCUUGCGCUUGACUACAUGCCUGAUGGUGAGCAAUGAUGAGGUCGAAGAUGAAAAGCACUUGCUUAAAAGAUGCCUAUGGUGCGUUUGUGUCUAAAACUGAAUGACCAAAACGGACACAUGUUUAUAAAUUUGUAUUUUCCUUCUGUUGCUAAUGUUAUCCAUCCACGGUCCGAUUUUUGCUUCAAGUCGAGCAAUGCACGUCGCGACCAAUACACGAUAAGUUUUUUUGGACUUCAUACCGGCCGCGGUGCAGGCAUGUUAGCAUAUGGCAAAAAGUUUUUGGUAAAUGGGUUUCGAUGCCACGCAAUCACCGGAUCUCGUAAAUACACAAGAAUUUUAGAGAUCACUUUAAACCACACAAAACAAGGUGGUACUGUCACUGUACUAGCGCAUUCAAAACCCAACCGUUUUCAGAAAUAGGAUAAGUUAUAACAACCAUAGUAUUAAAACGACUUCAUUAAGGAGUUAAUUAAAUAUAAACUUAUUCGUGAAAUAAUAUGAUUUUUAAUAGAAUCAGAUAAUCAUUAUCUUCAUAGGCAUACCUAUAAUAAAGCCAUUGGUGUGUACUGUUUAGUAAUAAACAAAUUAUUAGAAAUGAAUUGAAAACGUAUUAUUUUAAAUUAUUUAUUGCUUUUUAUAAAUUGUUAUUCAUAAUAAAUUCAUCAUAUCUAAUGUUUCUAAGCUUUGGUCUAUUUUCAUUUAUGAACAAAGGAGAUGUUGCAAAAUUGUAUGGAGCCCAGGUCCAGUCAUUGUACCCUAGCGGAAAUAAAAGAAAAUAUUUUUUAAAACUAUUUUUGAUUAUACAAAUCUACGAAUUUACUUUAAUUCAUUCGAAAUAAUAUUCAAAAUUUCCCAAGAAAUGCAACACUAUUAUCUAUUAUGGGUAAUAAUGGCGAAUAGAUGACGUUUUCAAUGCUGUAAUCGAUUUGACGUUUGUUGUCAAUUGUCAUGUCAUAGUUGCUCUAUGGGCGCCAUCUUGAUAUAACUCAAAAACUUGUGCUUUUAUUUUAUUCAUUUCUUUUUAUUUAGUUAGAUUUAUUCACUUUAAUAAAUUUUAAUAAAAUAGUAUUUAUUUAAUUUUAAUAAUACGGGAGUGGAUCUGAAAUGGACCAUCUCCUUUGUAAUUAUUAAGUGCGAAAUGACUAGCGAUUUAUAUGGCUCGAGUAUGGCUUUAGUAUACCUAAUCAUUCUAUGAGCCAAUUUAGAAAAUAUAAAAUCCUAAAUUGACCUGAGCUGGAAAUCGAAUUCUGACCUUACAGGUUUGAAAGGUUUCUGACCUGACAGUUACAAGCAAGACAAUCUUGGGAUUGUCUUGCUACAUACAUACAAUACAUACAUUUUUGCUGU